Molecule: messenger RNA, 1231 nt
Organism: Harpegnathos saltator (Jerdon's jumping ant)
Lineage: Eukaryota; Metazoa; Arthropoda; Insecta; Hymenoptera; Formicidae
Product: odorant receptor 43a-like
Exons: 7
Coding region: 1-1188 (395 amino acids)
Biological process (GO): sensory perception of smell; detection of chemical stimulus involved in sensory perception of smell
Cellular component (GO): plasma membrane
Molecular function (GO): olfactory receptor activity; odorant binding
Source: RefSeq, a predicted model, not a curated record
AUGCGUCACUUAAAAUUCUAUUUAGAAUGGGCCAUUGGUCUGAAUCGGCUUAUGUUGAAAAUCGUCGGUUUGUGGCCACCAGACAAUCAAGACCCUCGACGGGCACUAAGAUCAAAAAUUCGGCUACUGUGCAGCUUUAUUAUGAUGCUUUUCAUACUGGCAAUACCAACUUUCGUAUCACUGAUAAGAGUAUGGGGCGACAUGCUGCUAAUAGUUGAUAAUCUAAUAUACACGUUACCUCUGUCGAUUGCUCUAUUCAAAGUUUGUAUUAUUUGGUACAAACAGGAAGCGUUAAUGCCUCUGAUUGAUAUGAUCGCGAGGGACUGGAUGAAACCAAAAUUGAAAGAAGAGCGGGACGUUAUGUUGAGGCUCGCAAAGACCGGUCGUAUGAUCGCUAUUUGUGGAUGGCCUAUGGCAAUCUUUCCAACGAUAACUUGUUUUGUCCUUCCAUAUUUUGGACUGACUAUCAGACAUGUGACAAAUCUGACCGACCCUGGCAAACCCUUGGCAAUGCAAGCGUACUAUUUGCACGAUGUUUCCAAAAGUCCGCAGUUCGAGUUGACACUACUGGCGCAAGGAAUCACUAUGCUCACAACGGGUGUCUCUUAUUAUGCGAUCGAUCACUUUCUUGGGUUGUUAGUCUUGCACAUGUGCGGUCAAAUGAAGAACCUGCAUAUGCGACUAACACAUAUGGAACGAUACACUAACUUUGACACAAUUUUAAAAUACAACAUCCAGGAUCACAUCCGCUUAAUCAGAUCCAUUGAAAUCAUCGAUGAUUCAUUCGACCUGUUGAUGCUUGGCAUAAUGCUGUACAUUGGCCUGAUAUUUUGCCUACUUGGAUUUCUCAUAGUUCAGGUUCUUAAUGAUGACGGCCAAUUGUCAUUUAUGCAAUUAGUUUGGUUCGUUGCAGUGACUGUAUGCGUUUUGUUGCAUAUGUGCCUUUACUGUGCCGUUGGCGAAACUCUCGUGACGCAAUGUGAAAACAUUCAUCGUGCCGCAUACGAAUACACAUGGUACACUUUAGAUCCAAAAACAUCCAGGAGCUUAAUUUUAAUAAUGCUGCGCGCAAGCAAGCCAUUGUACAUCACGGCUGGAAAAACAUUUCCCAUGACGAUGGCAACGUUUUGCAAUUUAUUGAAAACAUCAGCAGGUUAUAUAUCUGUCUUGCUUGCCAAUCAAGAUUAAAGACGACAUUAAGAAUUCUGUGCUCAAAUCUAAACGAUUAUUU